AUGGAGUCACCACUUAUAUAUGUUAUGCUUAUGCUUUUGAAUAUAUUUGCAUUUUCAUCAGGAGUAACACAUAAUAAGGGUAAGGAGCGAACUUACUUUUCUUGUUCCGGUGACCAGAUCCUUACAGGCCUGCAUACAAUCAAGUUGUUCCUUACCAUGGACAAUUUGAGAGUUCACUGUUUCUUCAGAAGUGAAAAUCAAAGUCCUUCAAAGGAAAUUUUGGGUCUCUUUACAUCAGGAGGCCUUGCUCCCAACAUGAUAAUUACGAACAGUACAUACUACGGUGGCUACUAUUUUAAAUUAACUCCGUUCAAUAAUCGGCUUGGGUGGAGACUUGAUAUUCCUAGAGAAAACAUCACUGUAAACACAGACAUUGCAGCUGUAGAACAAUGGAUGGUAAAGAUCACAAUGCAUGAAGGAUUAAACAUUUAUGAUACUGACGGGACCUUAUUGGAUCUUGUCCGAGAGCCUAUUCUUCAGUGGAAUCUUGGACGUGUGCUUACAGAAAUGGAGGUCAAAGAUUUAUAUCCAGAAGUGAAAGAUAUCAAAGUGACAAAGAGCCCCUGUGCCAAUGAUGUCGCUUUAAUAGGCUUUAUGAUGAAACCAUCAUCUAAUGGUGUUUUCAUAGGAAAAACCAUUUCUGGAUUUUGGACCUAUAAGGAAUGCAUAUGGCAUGACCUCACAGAGAUCAUCUAUGCAGAACUUAAAGAUGAACACCAAGGACUCUCAGUGAUAGAUUUGGUUUUAACAAAUCAUUUUUUAGUCAUCCUUACCUCUUUGGGUCUUUAUGUAAGUAGUGAUCUUCGUUAUCCAACCACUUCACAGAUAAAGCUUUCAAGAGCAGAGUUUUGUGGAUUUGAAAGGGUUGACUAUAUCAGAGGAAAACUGUGGUAUAAUGAAAAAUGUUUUGCAAACAGAGAAAGUUUUGAAGUUGAUUAUGUUACUAUCACUUUCAACAGAAACAGGACCCUCAGUGAGUCCAGUUCUUGUUUUUUCAGUAAAGAACCAUUUCUUCAAUGGUUACCUUGUGUAUUUUCUACUUAUAAAAAUGAAAGAUCCAUUCCACGUGUGAUAACAUUCCUUAUUGACCAAGAAACGGACAGUGGAAUUUAUCUUUUCUAUGUGCAAGAUACCAAAGAGACCUAUGUCACUGUAUCUAUGCUCAAGGAUGGGAAACCAAGCCCUCGACCAAAAUUUCCUAGUUUCCAUUUUCCUUCAACAUUCACUCUUCCCCUUGGAAUGAUAUUCCAUCCCAGAAGCCACUUUCUGUAUGUUUAUGGCAGUCAAAUAUGGCUUUCAAUGGAUGGUGGCAAUACUUUUCAAAUGCUGUGUAACUUAUUCUCACACCAUGUAAGAAAAACUUCUCAUAGCUUUUAUACUUCAGAUAUUGUUUUUAUUGUAGAAGAUGGAAGGAUUUUGGCGACCAAGGCAGGCUUAACUACAUAUGUUGAACUGGGGAUUAUAAAUGAUAUCAUUUUCACAUUGUACUAUGAUCAAUUGGGAUACAUACACAAACUGACUCCACAAAACUUUGACGCUGGUUCAAAACUUUUAGGGUAUGGAAGUUCUAACAGUAUUUUUGGAAAGGUCAGUCCAGGCCUCAAGAGUAAAAGUGGACUUGGUUAUAUCCAAAAUGUAUAUAUACAUAAAACUGAGCCUGUGGGAUUUCAGACAUCUAUUCACACAGACGUAAUAAUCCCUUUUGGGAUGGAGGACUCAAAGGACAGCCCUUGUUUACUUAGUGAUCUUGAAAUUUCAUAUUCUGGAAAUUUAUACUACACAAUUAAGAUUCUAUCAAGAAGUCCCCUGCAUCAGCUUAAAUCUACAGAUGUAGAAAAGUCUGUGUUAAUACCUGGCUAUAGCAGCUUCCUGAUCUUAAACAUUACAGAUAAAUGGACUGCUUCUGCCUUGGCUACUAUGCCUCAAACAAUAAAAUCAAAACUGAAGUUUCUAACAGGUUCUUGGUUCUUAUACAACUUUGGCACGGCUGGCGGACGGAAUUGGAGCAUAAGUUCAAGACCAUGUAAUUAUUGGAUUCAAGAAGAUAGUCUUGAUUUUAUGUCCCUUAAUCUUGUGAAGUAUAUUGAUGUGGGAAACAAAAUAGAUUUUCAAUUUAAGUUUAUUUCAAAAGCUAUGUCAACAUUUCCUAUCCCUCCUGUCACUGUGGUGGUUGGAAACCCAGCGUUGGUGGAAGUUAAGACACAAGGUGUUUUUGACCUCACUGAAAAUUAUAAUCUAAAUAUUCACGUAUCUGGAAAAAAUUUUCAAAAAGGUUCCACUUCACUAGCACUGGUUCUUUGGGAGGGAUCAAGUUCAUGUUUUGCUAUUACACUGCUGCCAACCAUAAAGAGCAGCUGCAGUUACCUCAGGACUAUGCACCACACUCCUGGCAGGCACAUUCCACCUGAAGACUGGAUUAGUGGAGUUCACAAGGACAGUCAGGGUUUCAAUAUGAUCAAAACUCUGCCGAUAAACUACAGACCUCCAUCCCAUUUGGGAAUUUCUAUUCCACUUACAGAUAAUUUUUAUCACGCAGACCCUAGUAAACCCAUACCAAGAAAUCAAUUUCACUUAUCAAAGGAAACUGGCAAAUACAAACAGUGUGCGAAUGUUACCAGUCGGGCGAUGUGCAACUGCUCAGCACAUCAAAAGUUUUCCCAUGCUGUUGCUUUCUCAGAUUGCAAAGAAAAGGUUCAUCGUUUCAAGUUUCCAGUCACACAAUACCCAGUUGUUUUGGAAAUUUUCAAUGAAAGAGAUAAUAAAGUCUCCGCAGAACCUCCAUAUUUAGUUACCAUGACUGAAGUGAAUAUGAGGAAAAACUGGCAACUAAAACACAAUGAGCCAGAAAACGUUAAGAAAAUGAAGAAUUACUUAGAGCCACUGCUUAAGACUCCAGUGUAUAAUCCUUUAGGUCUCAACCUAACCAUAAAGGGUUCUGAACUGUUUCACUUCAAGGUGUCCGUGGUUCCUGGAGUCAGCUUUUGUGAGUUAAGUGAAGAAUUUCAGAUUUAUGUCGAUGAUGUCCCAUUGCCUUUUCCAGGACACACACUAAUUGCUGUUGCAACAUCUGUAGUGCUAGGAGGAUUAAUUUUUCUAGCAUUUGUGUUCAAACUGCGUAAAAUCCAUCCACUGAGAGCAUUGAAGAGACGUAUUAUGGAAAAUAUUGAAUUCACUUCAAGUACAACUGUCAGCUCAUAA
This is a messenger RNA of Mus pahari (shrew mouse), 3198 nucleotides long. It is a transcript of the gene Catsperb, whose product is annotated as cation channel sperm associated auxiliary subunit beta. Gene Ontology annotation, cellular component: cilium; CatSper complex. Bases 1 to 3198 code for a protein of 1065 amino acids. The record is from RefSeq and is a predicted model, not a curated record. The transcript has 26 exons. Lineage: Eukaryota; Metazoa; Chordata; Mammalia; Rodentia; Muridae.